UCACGGACCCCUGUGCUGCACCCGGAUGUGUGCCUGGCCUCCUGGAGGGGCUGUGUGCCCAGCAGGGCCUCUUCCUACCCCAUCCUCUUGGCUGUCUUAGGACCGCUCUUCUGCUGUGCCUGGCACAUGGACACGCCUGGUGCUGUGACAUUGAGACUCCAGACGCAGGAGCAGUUAUCAGACCUUGUGGUGGGAGGUUCGGCAGAGGGGUCGUGUCUGUCUCGGGCCUCUGGGGCAGGGCACAGGGGUCCUGCGUGCCCACCGGCCCACAGCAGGCAGCACUGUGCAACGUCCCGUCCAUUUCCUGGCAGCAUGGCGCUCUCUGGCCCGGAGGUGGAGAAGCAGGCGCCGGAGGAGCCCCAGCCCGGCCGUGAGCAGCAGUCCUGGUGGUGCCUGGUGUCCUUCCUCUGCUUCUACGGCUUCAUGGCCCAGAUGCGGCCUGGGGAGAGCUUCAUCACGCCUUACCUCCUGGGCCCCGACAAGAACUUCACGCAGACACAGGUCACCAACGAGAUCACGCCGGUGCUGUCCUACUCGAACCUGGCCGUGCUGGUGCCCAUCUUCUUGCUGACUGACUACCUCUGCUACAAGCCGGUGCUGCUGCUGCAGGGCCUGAGCUACGUAUCUGUGUGGCUUCUGCUGCUGUUUGGCUCCACGGUGUUGCACAUGCAGUUCAUGGAGUUCUUCUUCAGCAUCACCAUGGCUGCCCGCAUCGCCUACUCCUCCUACAUCUUCUCGCUGGUGCCCCCUGCCCGCUACCAGCAAAUGGCCAGCUACUCGCGGGCCUCGGUGCUGCUGGGCGUCUUCACCAGCUCGGUGCUGGGCCAGCUGCUGGUCACCAUGGGCAGGGUCCCCUUCUCCACGCUCAACUACAUCUCGCUGGCCUUCCUCACCUUUAGCCUGGUGCUGGCGCUCUUCCUGAAGCGCCCCAAGCGCAGCCUCUUCUUCAACCGCGGAGCGCCCGUGCGUGCCGGGGCGGCGCCCUCCGAGCUGGACCAGAUGAACCCGGGCCAGGCGCAGGCCGCGGGCGUGAAGCCGGGCUGGCCGCCGGCCGCCUGGCGGGACUCGACGUUCGUGCGCAUGCUCGGAGAGCUGGGCCGCGUGGUGCAGCUGCCGCAGCUGCGCCUCUGGUCUCUCUGGUGGGUCUUCAACUCCGCCGGCUACUACCUGAUCGUCUACUACGUGCACAUCCUGUGGAAAGUGGUCAACCCCACCACGGACACCACCAGGGUCUACAACGGCGGGGCGGACGCCGCCUCCACGCUGCUAGGUGCCCUCACCUCCUUCGCCGCGGGCUUCGUGAAGAUCCGCUGGGUGCUGUGGGCCAGGCUGGUCAUCGCGGUGGUGACGCUGCUGCAGGCGGGGCUGGUGUUCCUCAUGUACAAGACCGACAACAUUUGGUUGUGCUACGUGGCCUUCGUGCUCUUCCGCGGCUCCUACCAGUUCCUGGUGCCCAUCGCCACUUUUCAGAUCGCGGCUUCUCUUUCUCAAGAGCUCCGCGCCCUGGUCUUUGGCAUCAACACAUUCCUCGCCACCGUUCUCAAGACCAUCAUCACCCUCAUCGUCUCCGACAAGCGAGGCCUGGGCCUCCCGGUCCACUCUCAGGCCUUCCUGCAGUGGGUCCUGCUCAUGGGACAGCUCUCUGUGGGGGCAGAUGAGAGCGGAGCUCCAGAGUUGACUGACCUUGGUGCCUGUCAGCCCCCUUCCCGACCCCUCCCUCCAUCCAGUCCUCUGUCUCCCGAGAAGAACAUGAGACCUGGGACACGCUCAGGCUGGACUCCCGGUGCCUCGGCCAGGGCAGGACCUCUGAGUGAGCUGGAACUAGCCAGAUUCCUCAUCUACUUCGUCUACUUCCUGCUGCUCUUCGCCGCCUACUUCCUUGCCGCCGUGCUGGUGGGCCUGCGCCACUUCGAACAGAGCCGCCACCAGCCCCUGCCGCCGGCCCAGGAGCUGGUGAGUCCCGCGCAAGAGAAGGUCACGCAGGACGGAGCCCCGCUCCCAGCCCCGGAGGAUGGUGUGCUUGCCGUGUGAGGCCAAGGCGUGACCUCAGCUGACCUGCCGUCCCGCCUGGGGGACAGUCAGAUUCCUGACGCCGCAGGCAGCAAGCCAGGCCUCGACCUCAGAGCUCCCUGUCUUCUCUGUGUCAGCAGCCAGGUCUCCGGCAUCAUGUCCACAUCAUCACCUUGUGGCAACUGUGACUGAGGCCCUGGUGGUCUGUCCUUGGGACCCAUGGUCCGAGGGCCACUUGCCUCCACGAGGGGUCCUUGACUUGCAUUAUGGCACCCAGAGCACGGCCCCUCUCGGCCCUGCUUCAUGCCCUGGCUGUGACCCCCAGCCUGCAGGGCACCCUGGCUACUGGGGGCUGGUUUGCUGUCCCUGCCUACACAGGGCCAGUGGUGGGGCCCAGGUACCCACCAGGCCUCCCUGCUUUCUCCUCCUUGGGGGGCAAGUCCCACUUGUUCCAGGGAACCAGCAAAGUGGUCCCAGAUGCCAGUCUAGGGGACCCGGCCCCCACGGGAUAUGCUGGGCUGUGGGGGCGUGUUCCUGGGCCCGUGGCUAAACUGUGACAUUUGCAGUUGUCCAGGUGAUUGUAUUUUCAGUGAUGCUCUGUACCUUUUUUAAAAAAUGGACAUAAGUGCAAAUCCUUAUCUGGCUUGUUUCUGGGGGAGAAACUGGGCCCUGGGGGAGGGCUGGUUCUGUCCAGUGGAAGCACCUCAGUUCCAGACCUCACCCCAGAUCCUCUCCCUCCUUUGCUCAGAGCUGGGUUGAUGCUGUCCCUUUCCUGGGGGACAACCGGGAGGGGACUCGCCUGUGCCACUCUGGGCGCUGCCCGGGCGCCUGAGAGGCAGUCGUACACCCUCUGAGAUGUGAUGCCCAGACACAUGAUGUGGACACGCAACCCACAUGAGGGGGCACCUGAUUCCAUGUGUCCACCAGGCCAGCGGAGGGACCCAGCCCUGUCCCCAGCCACAGGCAAGGACCGGACCCUGACCUGAGCUGAUCCUGGCUCCUGUGGCCUCUGGCCUUCAUCCAAGGUCCACAGAAAAGGCUGCUGCUCCAACUUCAGAGCAGGAUGCCUGCUGGGGGCAGGGCUUCCAGCUGGCUGCCCCUGGGGUCUCCGAGGUUGGCUUGGGUGAGCGGGGCAUCUCGGGGCACCCUGAGGGUUGAGGAAGAGGCUGGACCUGCGGUAAGUCACAGCCACCAGGUCAGUCAGGGUGGGUGGUCCCCUGGUUGGGUCGUGGGAGACGCCACAGCUGCCCCCUGGACCCUGCCAGGAAGAGGCAGCAGCCAGCACCGGUUCCUCCAUCCUCGGGGAACCAGCGGGGCUCCGAGGGAAGAGGGCUCGCCUCUGCUACUGACCCAGGAGGCAGGGCUCUGCUCCGGGCCCCCAUGACCUGCCCCGGACCCCACACCUCCUGGUGUGGCUGGCCCAGUGGCCCGGUCCUCCUGCUCCCCCUGCAGCCUCCCACAGUCGCUGGCCCCCUGCUCGGCCUCUGCCACCCCCACUGCUGAGCUCCUGUUCAGUGCAAUGUGCGUGCCCCUCAGGGGUCAGACACCUGCAGCAGCUGUGGGAGGCUGGGUCAGGAGCCCAAGGCACAGACUCCCUGCAUGGCUCUGAGGGGCUUGUGAGGCUGCUGGCUGCCCCCAGGGAGACCUGAGAGAAGAUGGGUAUGUGGCACCUAUGGCCUCCACCAACCAUUACAUCCAUGUAUCUAUAUCUCACAUCUGUGUGCACCUAUGUGUAUUUGCUCACAUCUGUGUGCCUCUUAUGUCCAUGUACACCUAUGCACACCUGUACAUAUCUGCAUGUAUAUGUAUAUCCGUGCACACCAGUGCACACCCGUGGCAGCUCUCUAUAUCCAUGCACAUCUGAG
Molecule: messenger RNA, 3875 nt
Organism: Dama dama (fallow deer)
Lineage: Eukaryota; Metazoa; Chordata; Mammalia; Artiodactyla; Cervidae
Gene: SLC19A1
Product: solute carrier family 19 member 1
Exons: 7
Coding region: 127-2031 (634 amino acids)
Biological process (GO): methotrexate transport; folate transmembrane transport
Cellular component (GO): apical plasma membrane; basolateral plasma membrane; plasma membrane
Molecular function (GO): methotrexate transmembrane transporter activity; folate:monoatomic anion antiporter activity; folic acid binding
Source: RefSeq, a predicted model, not a curated record